UGUAUGCCCUUGGACAGAAGGUUUGGAAAAGAUGGAAAAAACGUUACUUUGUUCUAGUUCAGGUUAGCCAAUAUACCUUUGCUAUGUGCAGUUAUAGAGAAAAAAAGUCUGAACCACAAGAAUUAAUGCAGCUUGAAGGCUAUACUGUGGAUUAUACUGAUCCCCACCCAGGCCUUCAGGGUGGUCGUAUGUUCUUUAAUGCUGUGAAAGAAGGAGAUACUGUAAUAUUUGCCAGUGAUGAUGAACAGGACAGAAUAUUAUGGGUUCAAGCCAUGUAUAGGGCCACAGGUCAAUCAUAUAAACCAGUUCCUGUAAUUCAGACCCAGAAACUGAAUCCUAAAGGAGGAACUCUCCAUGCAGAUGCUCAGCUUUCUGGUAAAGAUGGAGAUCGUUUUCAGAAACAUGGCAUGGAUGAGUUUAUUUCUGCAAACCCCUGCAAGCUUGAUCACGCCUUCCUUUUUAGAAUACUCCAGAGGCAGACUUUGGAUCACAGACUGAAUGAUUCCUAUUCUUGUUUGGGUUGGUUUAGCCCCGGCCAAGUCUUUGUGUUAGAUGAGUACUGUGCCCGUUAUGGCGUAAGAGGCUGUCACAGACAUCUCUGCUACCUUACAGAACUGAUGGAACAUUCAGAAAAUGGUGCUGUCAUUGACCCUACCCUGCUCCAUUACAGCUUUGCAUUCUGUGCCUCUCAUGUGCACGGCAACAGGCCUGAUGGAAUUGGGACUGUUUCAGUGGAAGAAAAAGAAAGAUUUGAGGAGAUAAAAGAGAGACUUUCUUCCCUUUUAGAAAAUCAGAUAAGCCAUUUCAGAUACUGUUUUCCCUUUGGACGACCUGAAGGUGCUCUAAAAGCUACACUUUCAUUACUUGAAAGGGUUUUAAUGAAAGAUAUUGCCACUCCCAUACCAGCAGAAGAGGUGAAGAAAGUGGUCAGAAAAUGUCUCGAGAAAGCUGCCUUGAUCAAUUACACUAGACUCACAGAAUAUGCCAAAAUAGAAGGCCCAGCAGAAAAGGAAACAGAGACCAUGAGCCAGGCAUCUCCUGCUAGAAAGCUGGAAGAGAUUCUUCAUCUAGCAGAGCUCUGCAUAGAAGUCUUGCAGCAGAAUGAAGAGCAUCAUGCAGAGGGAAGAGAGGCGUUUGCCUGGUGGCCUGAUUUGUUGGCUGAACAUGCAGAGAAAUUUUGGGCUUUAUUUACCGUGGAUAUGGACACUGCACUAGAGGCUCAACCACAAGACUCCUGGGAUAGUUUUCCUCUUUUCCAACUGCUUAAUAAUUUCCUUCGAAAUGACACACUUUUGUGUAAUGGAAAAUUUCACAAACACUUGCAAGAAAUCUUUGUACCCUUGGUUGUCCGCUACGUGGAUCUCAUGGAGUCUUCCAUCGCCCAGUCAAUUCACAGAGGUUUUGAGCAGGAGACGUGGCAGCCUGUCAAGAAUAUCGCCAACAGUCUUCCCAAUGUAGCUCUUCCAAAAGUUCCAAGUCUGCCUCUUAAUCUUCCACAGAUUCCUAACAUUUCUACUCCUUCGUGGAUGCCUUCUUUAUAUGAGUCCACCAAUGGCUCAGCAACAUCAGAAGACCUUUUUUGGAAACUUGAUGCACUGCAGAUGUUUGUCUUUGAUCUACACUGGCCAGAACAGGAAUUUGCCCACCACUUAGAGCAAAGACUUAAACUAAUGGCCAGUGACAUGCUAGAGGCCUGUGUCAAAAGAACAAGAACCGCAUUUGAACUCAAGCUGCAAAAGGCAAGCAAAACAACUGACUUGCGCAUUCCAGCUUCCGUUUGCACAAUGUUUAAUGUAUUAGUCGAUGCCAAAAAGCAAAGCACCAAGCUCUGUGCCCUGGAUGGAGGACAAGAGCAACAAUACCAUUCAAAAAUAGAUGAUCUGAUCGACAACAGCGUAAAAGAAAUCAUUUCACUGUUAGUUUCAAAGUUUGUUUCAGUGUUGGAAGGCGUGUUGUCUAAGCUGUCAAGGUAUGAUGAAGGCACUUUCUUUUCAUCCAUUCUGUCAUUCACUGUGAAAGCAGCUGCAAAAUAUGUUGAUGUUCCAAAACCAGGAAUGGAUCUGGCAGACACCUAUAUUAUGUUUGUUCGGCAAAACCAAGAUAUUCUUCGAGAAAAGGUCAAUGAGGAAAUGUAUAUAGAAAAGUUAUUUGAUCAAUGGUACAGCAGCUCCAUAAAAGUCAUUUGCCUGUGGUUGACUGAUAGACUAGACCUCCAGCUCCAUAUUUACCAGCUGAAGACGCUCAUCAAGAUUGUGAAGAAAACCUACAGGGACUUCCGAUUGCAGGGUGUGUUGGAAGGAACACUGAACAGUAAGACUUAUGAUACUGUGCACAGACGCUUAACAGUAGAGGAGGCCACAGCCUCUGUUUCAGAAGGAGGGGGACUUCAGGGCAUUACUAUGAAAGACAGUGAUGAAGAAGAAGAAGGCUGAUAACACACAGCUUUGCAGAAGGAAGAAAGACCUUGGUUGACAUUAUUUUUUAUUUUUAUUUUUUAACCUUGUCCUUGUAAUUACAUUCGUUGCUUGUUUAGGCCAAAUAAAAAUGCUUGUAUUUCUUUAAAAAGUAAAACUGAAUGUAGAGUACAAGGGGAAAUGCCAAGAUUUUUGUUUUGUUUUGUUUGGAGAAGAGCAUCCUCUUUUGCGUAGCUUGACCUAAAAAUGAACCUUGGCUCUGCUUAUGAUUGGAAUAUGAACUUUUUUUAAAAAGAAGAUUUGAGUAUUUUUCUGUAAUCACAUCAAAAUGAUGUUUUCUGUGUAAAAUGAGAUACACAUUUCUCAUAAUGCAGCAUUGUGAGAAGUCACUUCCAAUCAGUGCACCAACUCUAUCAUAUCUUAUUAAAAUGUUGUGUACCUUACAGAGUAUAAUUUAUGUGCCAGGUUUGUUUUGUACUUAACUUGCCAUUGUUGUGAUGUAUAUAAAAUGUUUAAUCUUGGUUCUUAGUACUUUGAAUUGGCCUACAAGUAUAUUCCUGGGCUGAAAGGAUUGCCAAACCCAAAUAUAGACUAGAUUAUCCAA
Molecule: messenger RNA, 3018 nt
Organism: Cebus imitator (Panamanian white-faced capuchin)
Lineage: Eukaryota; Metazoa; Chordata; Mammalia; Primates; Cebidae
Product: calcium-dependent secretion activator 2
Exons: 23
Coding region: 84-2432 (782 amino acids)
Biological process (GO): synaptic vesicle exocytosis; positive regulation of exocytosis; dense core granule exocytosis
Cellular component (GO): glutamatergic synapse
Source: RefSeq, a predicted model, not a curated record